Molecule: messenger RNA, 1216 nt
Organism: Athene cunicularia (burrowing owl)
Lineage: Eukaryota; Metazoa; Chordata; Aves; Strigiformes; Strigidae
Gene: IDH3B
Product: isocitrate dehydrogenase 3 (NAD(+)) beta
Exons: 11
Coding region: 86-1078 (330 amino acids)
Biological process (GO): tricarboxylic acid cycle; isocitrate metabolic process
Cellular component (GO): mitochondrion
Molecular function (GO): magnesium ion binding; NAD binding; oxidoreductase activity, acting on the CH-OH group of donors, NAD or NADP as acceptor
Source: RefSeq, a predicted model, not a curated record
UCUGACACGUGACCCCGCAGGCCCCCGCGCUGCUCAGCGGGCCAAGUCAGAAAACGCCAAGUCCGAGAGCACGUUCCAGGUGACGAUGCUGCCCGGGGACGGGGUGGGCCCCGAGCUCAUGCACGCGGUCAAGGAGGUGUUCAAGGCUGCCAGCGUCCCUGUGGUCUUCGACGAGCAUCACCUGAGCGAGGUGCAGAACAUGGCAUCGGAAGAGAAACUGGACCAGGUCGUUGAUUCUAUGAAGGAAAGUAAAGUCGCCCUUAUAGGCAAGAUCCACACCCCCAUGGAGUACAAGGGCGAGCUGGCUUCUUACGACAUGAGGCUCAGGCGCAAGUUAGACUUGUUCGCCAACGUCGUCCACGUGAAGAGCCUGCCAGGCUAUAAAACCCGCCACAACAACUUGGACCUGGUGAUUAUUCGUGAGCAGACGGAGGGGGAGUACAGCUCUCUGGAGCACGAGAGCGCCAAGGGGGUCAUCGAGUGCCUGAAGAUCAUCACCCGCGCCAAGUCCCAGCGCAUCGCCAAGUUCGCCUUCGACUACGCCACCAAGAAAGGGCGCUCCAAGGUCACGGCCGUGCACAAAGCCAACAUCAUGAAAUUAGGCGACGGGCUCUUCCUGCAGUGCUGUGAAGAAGUGGCAGAACUGUACCCCAAGAUCAAAUUUGACACCAUGAUCAUCGACAACUGCUGCAUGCAGCUGGUGCAGAACCCUUACCAGUUCGACGUUCUGGUCAUGCCCAACCUCUACGGAAACAUCAUCGAUAACCUGGCAGCCGGUUUGGUGGGCGGUGCCGGUGUGGUGCCCGGCGAGAGCUACAGCGCCGAGUACGCCGUGUUCGAGAUGGGCGCCCGCCACCCCUUUGCCCAGGCCGUGGGCAGGAACAUUGCCAACCCCACAGCCAUGCUGCUCUCGGCCGCAAACAUGCUGCGGCACCUCAACUUGGAAUUCCACUCCAAUCUGAUCUCGGACGCGGUGAAGAAGGUGAUCAAAGUGGGAAAAGUGCGCACGGCAGACAUGGGGGGCUACGCCACCUCCCUGGAUUUCACCCAAGCUGUGAUCGCCGCCCUGGACGCGUAGGGCCUCCACCUCCCGCUGGUAAUUUAUCACUUUCCGCUAACGAAUGCGGCCCCCGCAGCACGAGGGGGGUCGGCUCCCCAUCUCUGCCCCCCCUUACCCUGCUGAAGCAGCAAAACAAAGACAGAAAAGGCUCGACCA